AUGAUCAGCGGGCCUUCUGAUGUCGUUGAUGAAGGCACCGGCUCUGGCGGUGGUGGUGCCGAUGAUGGCAAUUCGGUCGGUGCUGGUGGUGUGGGCACGGCGUCGGAUGUGGAUGCCGUUGCGGAUGCGGAGACCUCUGGAGGUGGCGCGAUUGAAGAUGAAGAAGGUUGCACCGAAGAUUCUGGAGGCGUUGCCAUGGAUGUGGAAGCUGAUGUGGGUUGUGCUGAGCUUGAGGGGGCGGGUGCCAUGCUUGGUGCAACAGAUGAUGACAGCGUGGAUGUAGGCGCAGGAAUCUCCGAUGUCAAAGAUGACGGUGCGGGUUCGCUGGGUCUCGGCAUUGCUACUUCAGAAGACGAAGCCGCGAGCGUAGAAGACAAAGCUACUGAGCUGGGUACGACCGGCUCUGGAACAGCGGAAGAAACCGGUAUCUCAGGUGCUCCACUUGGCUGUGGUGUGGCUGUCGGCAUGACUGUAGUGUAUGAUGUAACAAUCACUACAGGUGGUACUUGGAGGGAUGCUGAUGGCGAGACUUCGGCAGGAGCAUUUGAAGGAGCGGGCAUGGGAGCACCAGCCACUUCUGAUGUUGAAGAGGCUAGUGGAGCAGACUCUUGA
Alternaria incomplexa is the source of this 612-nucleotide messenger RNA. RefSeq lists its product as uncharacterized. The coding region runs from base 1 to 612 and encodes 203 amino acids. NCBI's taxonomy places the organism in Eukaryota, Fungi, Ascomycota, Dothideomycetes, Pleosporales, Pleosporaceae. The transcript has a single exon. The record is from RefSeq and is a predicted model, not a curated record.